Molecule: messenger RNA, 12299 nt
Organism: Dermacentor andersoni
Lineage: Eukaryota; Metazoa; Arthropoda; Arachnida; Ixodida; Ixodidae
Biological process (GO): negative regulation of DNA-templated transcription; positive regulation of DNA-templated transcription
Cellular component (GO): nucleoplasm
Molecular function (GO): nucleic acid binding; zinc ion binding
Source: RefSeq, a predicted model, not a curated record
UUGUGAAUUGCUUGGCUAACGCAUAUUUUUCCGGGUACUUUAAUGCAGUUCGUCUACACGGAGCCUACAGGCUGUUCGUUGUACCGCAAAGCGUUGAUUUUCGCGCGAGGUUCACACUAAAGCAACCACUCCUCACAUGCCGAAAACACUGAAUCGUUGAUAUCGACGCCAUUGUUGAUGUGCGUGGUGCGUGGAUUUCUCUCGGUUUGUUGCGCUUCGAAAAGAAGGAGUUAAGUGUGCACUGCGCCUGAUACAGUAAUUCCCUAUGUAACCCGGAUCCGAGCUCACGCUGGACUGGACGCGGUCCUUGCGGACCCUGUCACGGAACUGUCUGAAAGGAAAAGAACAGAGGGCCCUGGUAGACCAUGUCUGGGCGCCCGUUCCGUGGCGGCCGGCGAGGCAGCGGAUUCUUUCCACGGGCCCCGUACCGCGGUCGGGGCCGGGGCUUUAGGGGAGGGGGAUCGUACGAGGGACGUGGUCGGGGUCGAGGUAGAGGCAGCUACGGGUACAACAAACGCUACGACGAUGAUCGAGACCGGGAUCGAGACAGGUACAGCCGGGAUCGCUAUUACUCGAGGUCGCGCUCCCGGUCUCGAUCGCGUUCUCGGUCGCGGUCUCGCUCGAGAUCUUACUCCAGGUCGCGGUCCCGCUCCCGCUCUCGCUCUAAGACACCGCCAACGCAGAGAGAGUCCAGGGCACGAAAGGUCCCCACCAAGAAGGAACUGCAGGAAAUUGCCGCAGCUGUUACAAAGACGAUAGUGCAGGAAAAAGAUCAGCGACUAAGGUCAAAGACACCUGUGAGGACACGGUCUGGCUAUGCGGAUUCACCGCCAGCGUUGGCCAGCACGCGCCGUAGCUUGAGUCCCAUCAGAGGAGAUGGUGGAAACAGUCCAUACUCCUCUUCAAGGGACUACCCUGUGUCCAGGCCCAAGACCCCAUCGUUCAAACAGAAGGAUUUAUCGGGGGAUGCAGGCUUCAGGCCCAAGACCCCGUCGUUCAAACAGAAGGAUUCGUCAGGGGAUGCAAGCUUCAGGCCCAAGACCCCGUCACUCAAACCCAAGGAUUCGGGGGAUGGAGGCUUCAGGGCCCAGCUGCUGGAGCUAGCCUUGAAGGAGAAACAGAAACUGGGUCUUGACAAGUUGGAUUCACCCCGCAGCUCCAGUUCUGCACUGAAGGCAAUACAAGGAUAUUCCGGGGCACGGUCACCAGAGGAGUCUGACCAUGAAGAGGAGCCGAUCGCAAAGGACCUGUAUGAUGACUUGCCAAAGCCACUGUUUCCAAUAUCUAAUAAAGCUAGCACAGAAUCAGCUUGGAAGGCAGUAGGAAGCAAGCAAGGGUCGUCCUUGGACGUACGGAAGAAGCCCAUUGACGAUAUCUUCCCCGAUGUUGAUGAAUACGACUCACGGCGCGAUGCCUGGGACGACCGCAGGGAUGGUAAGGGCGGUGGCCUACGUUUAGAUCGCCGUCCUGAUUCACAUUCCGAUUCACAUAGGCCCGACUCGCGCACAGACUUGUACGCAGAUCUGCUGUCAGAGAGCCAUGCCAGUUUGCGGAGUGAAUCGAGGUUUCACUCGGAGGACAGCAAAAGCCAACGACAGUCGUCCACAUUGAUCCCGGGUCUGGGCAUUGAUGAAAACAUUGAUGAUGAAGACGCAUUUCUUUACGGUGACGAAGCUCUCACCACGGGGCGCCCACCGUCUGUGCAAGAGAGGCGCUCUGCACAGGAGAAGCAGCCUUUCAUGGAAGAGAGACGCCCUGCGCAGGAAAAGCAGCCUUUCAUGGAAGAGAGGAAAAAACACCUAACGCAGGAUUCAUGGAUGCCAGCGCCCCAGCGAUUCGGAGGAGGGCCUUCCUCACCAGAUGAGUCAGACCUGACCAUCGACUUAAAACUUCCUUUUGAUCGCCGCAAGACUGCCGAGCCGGCACGGCCAGGAAAGGCAUUUUCAGACAGCAGGCCGCAACAACACCAGGAGCAAUCGCUUCCCCAGCGAGGUGGCCGACGUGCCCCGGAUCGCAUUCUGGAUGACCGAUCGCCAAAGGAGUCAUGGAAGUCAAUGCAGCGGCAUAGGACGCCAUCGCCUGAACUUAGUCCACCACCCUUGUCAUCGAGGACAACGAAGCAGUCGUCAAAACAGUCGAUGCUGGGCUACAGUUCCAUAGAGUCUAUGAAGCAGGAGCUUCGUGAGCUCAAGAUGAUGCUCAGCAGAGAGAAGGAAGCCAAGGAAGAAAGCUACGAACGCAAGAGGCCGAGGACGCCCUCCGACGCGGGAUCCUACAGCCGUGGGGGUCGCAGCCCAAGCCCGGUCAAGCGCCGUCGUGACAGCUACUCCCCCAGCCACCGGCGACGUGGGCGGAGCCCUGCCGACAGCUACCGGCGGCCGUCACCCCCUUCGUACCGCCGGGAACGACGCGAGAGCCCCUACUACCGCGGUGCUGCAACACCUUCUGCCCGCCGGUACUCCCCGUCGCCAGUCAACAGUCUCUCACCAUCUUCGGACAGGUCCAUGGGAAAGCGCUGGUCGCCAAGCCCGCCGCCGAGGACACCGCGACACAGGAGGCAGGAGGGCCGGACACCGGGUCGCCGAUGGAGUCCCGAAAGCCCACCGCUGCGGCCGCGGCGAAGCAGCCUAGAGAGAACUCCCAAACACCCAUCGUCGCAGACGCCGUACUACCAAGGGUCUUCACAACCUACUCAGCCCCCAUACUAUGACAGUGGCCAGCCCUCAGGGCCGCCCUUGGUUCCGCCACCAAACUUGUCUGUACCCCCACCGAACUUCCCCAUGAAUGCGCCACCUCCUCAGGCAGCGCCGUACUUCGCAGGAUAUCCUCCACCUGCACAGGCACCGCCGGACUACUCCUACCCUCCUCCGCCGGCACAGCAGCAGCAGCAGCAGCAGCAGCAGGCGGUGCGCUCCAACCUUCGUGUCGUGCCACUCCAGAGCGCCAUGGACGGAGCCAUGUCUUCUGCAAAGGAUGAGAGAGGCUUCUCGCCUGCUAAUGUCAAGCAGGAGGAGAAGUUGACUUCAAACAAGCUGCCGCCAGUGACUCAGGAGGAGAUUGACAACUAUCUGCGGCUUGUAGAGACCAAGGAUAGCCACAGGGAUAAGCUCAACCUCCUCAAGCAGGAGCUGGUCCGCCUCGGCAAGAUCCAGAACGAGAUAAUGCGGCGGCGGCAGCACAAGCGGGACGGCCACAGGGAUCCCUUGUUGCUGGAGAGCAGCAGCAUGUACGAAGAUGUCAAGAAGCAGGUGAUGGAGGUGAACAGCAACAUGGAAGAGGUGUCUCGAAAGAUCUUCAAGGUCUCGCAACGUGUCAAGAUAGAGGCAAUUGCCUACAAGAAGCAGCAGGAGGAAGAGGCUUUGGCUGCCGAAAGCCCGGACACGGCUGGCAUCAAGUUUGUGUAUGAGGACCCACGAGACCAUUGGUGCCAGCAGUGCAAUGUGGUGGUGCCAACAAUGAACGAAAUGUUUCGCCAUUUGCACUCACCCAAGCAUAAAGAGGCCACACCUUCUCAUGAUCGACCGUGGGCUGAGAUCGAGAAGGCAGUUCCCGCAAACCAAAAAUUCCACCGUACUAUUGUCUCAACUGUCAAAGGUGUUCAAUUCCUGGUUGGCAUCUCUGGCUAUUACUGCAAGCUCUGCAAGGUGAUGAGUGGAGAUUCGGCCAUGGCCCGCACCCACUUGCAUAGCCUUGAGCACAACCAGAACUACACGAAGUACAUUCUGCUGAAUCCAUUCUAUGAGCGUCGGUGGAAGAUGGAGAAAGACAUUGCUCUUGGUGCUGCCAUUAAGGAAGAAAAGGAUAAACAAGAGAAAGAUAAGGAGAAAGAAAAGGAAAAAGACAAGGAAAAAGACAAGGAAAAAGACCGCGAGAAGGACAAGUCAAGGUCACGCUCACGCUCGCGCUCUCCAUCUGAGCACGGUUCCUCGAAACGGCACAAGUCAAACCGUAAAGAAGAGCAAGAGAAGAUACGACGAAAGAAUGAGGAGCUGCAAAAGGCAGAGCGUGAGAACAGCCGUUCAGUUAAGGAAUUGGACGAUGCUGAAAUGAAUCCGAAGAAGGGCGUGAAGGCCAGCUCACCGCCACCUUCCAGGCCAACUUCAGGCGGAAGUGGCAUCAAGCUUAAACUUCUGAAGGGCCAGAAAAUGCAGAAGCAACCAGCUAAACAGACUCCAGUUGUGAUCAUUGGCAAGGCACCUUGUUUCCGGCCUUCGUUCCUGUCUGGAAAGGCUAAAGUAGGAUCAGCUUCAAACGCGACCACAAAGCAAGAGGAAAGCAAGCCGUAUGGUCCUGCACUUCCGCCAAAUUUGGCUUCGGCUUCAGCUGCAGACCUUGUGGAGGAGGCUAAGAAGAAUGAAGCAGCCAUGGAGAUCCCGCUUCCCACUUCUGCCUCAGAGGCUUCAGCCCAGGUGCCAACGACGGCCACUGCAGCCACUGUCAAGCCGCCCUCGGCUCCGACGUUGCCUGUCGCACAAGCUCCACGCAAGCAGGCCCUGAAGUCUGGAGUUGUGGCCAAGGUCACUUCACUGCCAAGCGUGCCAGGGGCCAGCAUGACUGAAGAGGACAUGGACCUGAAGCUUCUUGGCAUUGAGCGGGAUGAUAUUCAGCCAAUCGCUCCAGUGAAGCCGCCACCAGCAUAUGGUCCAGCACCGCCCCCACCACCAGUACAGCUGCCAAACCUAUCGGUGCCACCACCCAUGUUCCCGGUACCACCACCGAAACGGACCUUGUUGCCACCACCACAGUACCUGGCCACUGUGCCACCACCGACUCUGGCACCCUUGAACGUACCGCCACCCACAGCUACCUUGCAUGUGAGGCCUCAUUUACUAACCCAUGGCAGACCUUUUGUGGAAAAUGCUGGCUACGUCAAGCCCAACAACAACAACAGGGUUACAUGUAACACAGUGGUGCCCCUGCAAGUGUUGCGGCUGCCACCUCCACCACCACCUGAUGAGCCAGAGCCACCAGCAGCGCCAGUAGCAACAACAGGAAACACGACUGUUCAGAGGCCCACCAACCUCACUCCCAUCCAGAAGGCUGCACCCACCAGUUGUGCAACACCCACUGCUAAAGAGCCCCAGGAGUCGACACAAGCUGCUGAACCUUCUGUUGACUCCAGUGAUGGGAAAGAUGCAAGUGCCACGACUACCGAAGCAGCUGCAAAGUUGGAGAAAGCCAGUGCAGGUGAUGUUAAGCCUGUAACAACUAUGAUUGAUGCAAAAGCCACCGAGCUGCCUACUGAAGGUGCGAAAUCAAAAACAAAUGUGGACGUGAAGUUUGCUACUGCUGCUGACGUUGCGAAACCAGAAGCAGAAGAUGAGGGCGUGAGGGUUGCUACUGCUGCUGACGUUGCGAAACCAGAAGCAGCAGAUGCGGGCAUGAAGGUUGCUUCUGCUGCUGACAUUGCGAAACCAGAAGCAGCAGAUGCGGGCGUGAAGGUUGCUACUGCUGCUGAUGUUGCGAAACCAGAAGCAGAAGAUGCGAAUGUGAAGGUUGCUGCUGCAUCUGAUGUUGUAAAACCAGAAGCAGAAGAUGCGAAUGUGAGGCUUGCUAGAGCUGCCGAAGUUGUGAAACCAGAAGCAGAAGAUGCAGAUGUGAAGGUUGCAGUUGCUGCUGAUCUUGUGAAACAAGAAGCAGAAGAUGCUAACAUGAAGGUUGCUACUGCUGCUGAUGUUACAAAACCAGAAGCAGAACAUGCAGACAUGAAGGUUGCUACUGCUCCUGAUGUUGUGAAACCAGAAGCAGAAGAUGUAGAUGUGAAGGUUGCUACCGCUGCCAAUGUUGUGAAACCAGAAGCAGAAGAUGUGGAUGUGAAGGUUGCUCCCCCUGCUGCUGAUGUUGCCUCGGAGAGUGCCACUCAGCCUGUUAAUGAGUCAGUCAAUAAAGCUGUGGCUACGAAACCAUCAGAGCCAUCACAAGGUGAAGCCUCACAGUAUCCUGAACCUCAUGAAGUGACAGUGCUUGAAGGGGUCGCACCAAUAUCCUCAGACAGUUCACUUGCCAUAAGCGAAAGCUGUGUGGGCACAACCAUGGCUGAUGUUCCUAGCUCUGCUGUUGAAAGUGAAGGUGAUAAGACCGAAGAUAAAUUUGAAGCCUCUAUGAUCUCCCAACAGCAGGUCCAUGCCGAUGUUUCCCUAAAUCAGGAGAGUGAGGCAGUGCCAUGCCCUUCUGUUCAGACAGAAGCCGUUGAAGCUAAUGCUGAACACGCCACCGCUAGCUCCACAAGUGAGAAGGACUUGAAACUGAAUGAGAACACACAUCAGCUGUAUAGUAAAGAAACAAGCGAUGCAGCAAAUAUGCAAGUUACAGAGCAGCCUGGAACUAGCAGUUCUAGUUCCACUUUGCAAGGGCAGCAAAUCCCAGCUGUUAGUGCAACCAUUGAAGCGAACAAAGCAGACAUGGUAAUUGAAGGCAGUGGCUCAAGUUUACUAAACAUUUUAGGAACAGUGAGUGAGGGACAGUGUCAUACAGCGCCCUCUUAUGACUCAGAAAAAGUUGCCUUUAGUUUGUCAGAAAGCGAUCUGUUAAGUUGUGAUUUUAGCUUGCAAGCUGGUCCAGCGUCAAUAGGAACAGAUGAGGAAACCGUAUUUGCUGAAACUAGAAACACUUGUUCUCAGCCUGAGGAGCUUUCGGCAGGCAAGAAUGUGAUUGCAGACUUCAGCUUGGAGGACAAGGCUGACACUGCUGAAGAUAUGUCAAAUGUUGAAAAUGAAGCAAAGAACGUUGUAACAAGUUCAGGUAUUUUAAGGGGCGAGACAUUGAUUCCAGAAGACCAGAAUUUUGAGGGAGAUUCAUGUUCAAGUGCCACCACUGAGAUUGAGGAAAAUGUUUCAAGUGGAAUGGAGGUCAAGUAUGGAGACAGUGAGGAGCCUUCCAUUGAAAAGAAUGAGAUGUUUCAUGAAGAGAGUACAAUGCUCGCUACCAAAGAGGGAGAGCUGCUAGACAUGGACACUGAAGGGCUCACUGUGGCAGAUGUAUCGGAAAAUAAUACAAUCAAGAGCGAAAAAGUUGUUUUAGAGUGUAUAGACAGUACAGGCAAGACUGAGACUUAUGCAGAUCUACCUGUCGGUAAUUUCAAAGACGGUGAAAAAUUCAUUCAAGAUGUAGAGGCAGCCAGUGCCACCAGCUGCUCACAGGUGGCCAUGGAAGAUGCCACUACAGUGCAGUUUGUCCAAUGUGAAGAAGAGGCAAGCACUGUAAUGGAAGAGGAGGAAGUGUUGAACAGCGUAGCCAAAGCAGGAGAACAUGCAGAACACAUGGCCGAUGCAAGUGAAAACUGCCUAGAGUUUGGCAGUGCAAGUGAAACACUUGAUUGCCAAGCUGACGCUGUGGUGCCAUUCGCAUCAUUUGAUGAGCCGUCCACCGCAGGAGAUUGCUCUGUGCCCGUAGUGACAACACUGGGCCUGGACAGCCUUCUGGACGACUGCCCAGACUGGAAAACAGCCAUUUUGGAUGCCACUGACACCCUCGACGACAGUAUGCCAGGGGAGGGACUCUUUAAUAGCGCCUCUGUUUCAGCGGAGCCACUGGUCAGCGCAGUGGCUGCGGGGGGUGUGGCUCGAGACAGUGCAGGAUCUGAAGACAAGCCCAGCGACGGAGACUUUGAGGCGAGCGGCCAGCUGCUGCAGCCAGAUUUGGGUGAAGUGCCACUCGAAGAUGCGUCACUAGGUGCUGCUGAGCCAGUGCUUGAUGACGCCAAAACUUCUACUGAAGAUGAAUGUGUCCUGGAUGGAGACUUCGCGGUGGUGGAUGAAUGCUCGGACGAGGUGGCGCCUAAUGAAGACGACGAUGGCAUGGUUGUCAUGGAUCAAGCAUGAAUUGGGGACAGACGUGGUUGACUGUGUUUUGUUCUUUUCAUCAUUUUUUAAAAGCAUUUCUUACAUUUAUUUUGUUAUGUCAUUUGUUACUGCAUACAUUGUGCAUUUGUUUGAAUUUCCUUUGCUGGUAAACACAUUGGGAAUUACUCCUUGCCUUCAGUCAGCUAUGUGUGAUAGCAGCUCUGUGCAACCAGUUUCCCCUUUUGUGAUCCCCUCCUAAUUGUGUAAUAUGCCUUUCAUGCAUUCAAUAAAGACAUUAUACCAAGACCGUAUCUGAAGUAUCCAACUGGAAGACCAUAGCAUUUGUGUAAUGAUGCUCUGGAUUGUGAGGCAUUGUCUUGAGAAUGGCAGAGAGCCAUUGCAAGGGAUAAUUUUUGUAGAAUGUGAAUAGCAGGGGAAGCCCUGCAUGAAGAAGCCAGUAUGUUCAAGAGCACGACACAAAAAGAAGAUUGUGAGCGUAAGUCUCUUUAGCUGCAUGUCUUCUAUGACUUGUCAGCUCUGAUUUGAACUUAUUUGACCUUUGAAACAUUUUGGAGUGUAUUUUUCAGCAUUUGUUUUUUCUUGUUUACACUUUUGUGACAGAGUAACGGGGAGACAGUCCUUUUCAAAAAAAAAAGCAAAAGAACCGGUGUCACCAGGUAGGUUUUCAAGACAAAUUAUGGCACCUUCAUCACCACAGAGAAGUUCAUUGUCUGCGUUAAGACCUGGAAAGAAUCAUCAGCACCUUCAGGAUGUCAUCUCUCCUUUUUGAGGGGUUUUUAGUCUGCUGGGUGUUACCAAGAUCAUCAUGGAACUCAGUGCAAUUAAAUGAUUUUAUAUAGAACUGGUCCUGUCUUGAAAUUUUGCUGGCAGAAGCAAGAGCUGCUGUAAAGCAAGCUCAUUUUGUUGCUCAUGGUGUAGCAGAAAAUUGGGAGGAGUGACUGGCAGGGAAGCAUCUGAAUCUUGUGUGCAGGGCCAGGGAAGGGGUGCUGGAAGGGUAGAGCCUGAGCUUGUUAUACAGGGUUGAGUGUAUUUUAAGGCUGCAUAAAAAUUUUGGAUAUGAUUAAAAUUUUGAUAUGUUUGGAUGCCAGAGUGGCAUCCAAACAAUUAAUCCAAGCAAUUUAAGUGCAAAUGAAGUAUGGUCGUGCUGUCUAGUAGACAAGCCAUGAAAAUUGCACAACUUAUUGAAUGGUUAACAGACACGCCUGUAUCAACGUUGGCUCUAACCGAAUACCUGCAGCUAAGCUGGGUCAGGAGCUGGGUGCAUGUGCCUCGAAAUGAGCGGUAAAUUUCUCCAUGUGAAGUUGCAGCACGUGAUUCUGGAAACUCCACUCGCCAGUCUGUGCUGUGGCACUGCUGUUGGAAUGUGAAGUUUCAGCGCUGAUUGCUUAUUGCAGCUGUGUUCCAUUAUUAGUUUGUGUCCAGCAGGGGUGGUGGCCAGCUACCCUGCAAGCAAUACGUAACAUACUUUAGUGGAAACAUAUUUUUAACAAGAUAGGAUUUAACCGAUAUGAUGGUGCAUUCUUUGCUGUUGGUUUUUUCAGCACAGGCUACAAUUGAUUGUCAAGUAACCACCUUGCUGCAUUUGCUAAUUAACCAAUGUUUGUUAAUAAACACAUUUAUUGCUAGUUUUAACGUCGGCAUUGCAGAGGUAGUGUUGAGAGGACUGCGCAGGAAGCAAAAGCGUAUGCAAAUUUAGAAACGUCAUUCGUAGAGAUAUCCAUUGACAAAAAUGAGCCUUUUUUCGCUCCAAUGCCAAAACGGUGCACGCAAACAGUGCCCACAUUCUCAACACUGUCAUGAUGUAGAGCAGUUUGCUGCGAUGAUGAGGCAUCCAAUUCGUCGUGUGUUUGUACUGCAGGCGACAGUAGGUCAAAAAAUUAUCUUCGGGAGGUAAAAUGAUAGCAUGUGCACAGGCGGUCAACCCAUUUACUUGACUAAACCAAACAAGUUGCGAAGCAUCGCGUGAGCAGUUUUAUUGGUGCUCUUUGUGCACCUAGUUUCGGUAUCAGAGUGGGAAAGUGAAUUUUUUUCACAAAUAUCUUAACAGACUUAAAAUUGCUUAAAUCGCUUUUGCUUUCUGCAUAGUUGACUUCCAAUACUAGCCUUACAAUGUAUGUUCCAAAUCCUGUAAUUGAAAAGUUAACAAACCAAUCUGUUAGGGAAUGGACUGCAAUGGCUGCUCGACCUUCUAGUGGCCACCAUGUUAAAAUAAUGAGCAGUGAAGAAAAAAAAUUCAUCUGUUAAACCCUUUCUUUAUCUUUCUACUAAAACAGGUCACACGGUGUAUUUUGAUGUAUUGGGCUGAUUGUACUGCUGUUACAAAACGUAUUAAGAUUUUUAAAAGUUGUACUGAAUUGCACAUCUUAAUCUUCUGGACAACUGAUCAAAAAGAGUUGCUAUGAAACCGAUCGUUGCAAACAAAAUUGUGUGCUAGCUAAUAAUUUGAUACUGCCUGGUCGAGUAGGUGCACUGUGCUCAAGCAUUCAUGAUUCUGCUCGCUCGCUCACUGUUUCUUUUCCGCAGCCUGCAAACAACUCGGCGAUGAUGGGCAGACACUGGCCUGUCCUGUCCACGUGGCGAAGACCGCUGGCGUGCUUGUUUGCAUAGGAUUUUCUUGUUUUGCCGCCAUUUGCGAAAGCUGCAGCAACCUCAUCAGCAGCUCACGUGGGCGCGUCUAUUGCGAAUGCCUUCGCCCUUUAUGUCUAUGCAGACGACUUUCGUAAUUGGCGCCCGGCUAGCCUAGUGACCAUAUAACGAAGUGCCUAGUUGCUGACCAUAGUGGCUAUGCAGACCAUACCUCAAUCCAAUUUAUAUUGUGCGAAACGAUAAUUCUUUCUAGCUGAUUUGAAUACUGCCAGGCUGCAUUUGUGGGACUGGUGCAAUGGUGACGUAGAGUUGAACCCUCUUUGGCUGUACCCUCAUGCCUGAGUUACCUCUCUUUUAUUGCUUGUUCAAGCAAAAGUUAUGGUAAGUAUCAAAAUGAGCACAGAGGGACAGCAGGGUCGGUGUGCCCUCUACGGAUACAGUGUUGCAAUUUUUUUUUAUUUUUGAUGUGCAAGAAGACUUCAUUUUCUGGAAUCCUCGCUGCGUGCAGAGCCAGUGUUCAAUUUGUUGUAUGUGCAAUUGGGUGCAUUUUAUGAGUGCCCUGAAGUUGUGAUUGUAGCGUGGUUUUCACGAAGAGAUUAUCACAUGCCAAGGCUUCGUGUGCUCAGUAUGGUGAGCUGAGAUAACAUUACGAACUGUGCCAGUUGGGAAUAGUUUGUGUCCACUUAAAAAAAAAACUGGACUUGGACACGGAACAGCGCUGAGCUGUUUUCAGAUUUAGUGUGUGUCCUGGUAACGUGAAUAGCAUUCUUAGCAUUGCCAGACCAGUUUUUCUUCCUGCUUUAUAUCUCACCAUUUUGAUGGGCCGAUCCCGAAGAUAGUCCAGUCUAAAGAUGUCGGCUUAACGCCGGUGCUCUUCAAUAAAAAAUGAUUUAAAAUUUCUCUGUAUUCAUUUUCCUCUCAAAAGAAUGCUAUUCAUAUAAUUGUAGAUGAGUAUUGCCCAAAUUUUUGUAGCUUUUUUCUAAUAUGAAUGUUGUGACUGACCCUUUGAAGUGAUGUAAUGGCACCACACUACUGAGUGAACAGCUGCAACGCCGGUUUUCCCUCUGCUAAGUGUGCAAAGUGCUGCAGUGAACAAAAUUACAAUCUGCAAACCACAUUGUUGUAAACAACAGCAAGAUUAAUUUUCCCCGUCCACAUGGGUUCAUGCACACUACAGUCACUUGAAUUCAUACCAAUCAAUUUUCAUUGAAACAAGGGCUUUUAGAGGUUAAUUUUGUAAAAAUGAUUUUAGUUGCACCAUCUUUUACACCCAAGGCAGUGCACGUGGAAGGUGGCAAGCACUUAUAAUAAAGUGUCAGCAGCUGUGUUACCAUUUAAUUUGUGUGGUUGCAUGUGCCGAGACUUCUGUGAAAGUCAUGAGGCUAAAGAGAGUAGAGCUGUAGGUAUUGCUAAGGAGAUUGGCUGGUAUGUUUCAGCAAGGCAAUUCACAUUUCAGUAAAAGUGAUAAUAUUUUGGACACAGCUAGAUAAAUGACGCCACUAAGAGUAGCAGGUCGCGUGCAUGAAGAGCAUGGCGAGAUGCAUUCAUUACGAAAAUAUGGCUCGUAUAGACAGUUUCAACUGAAUCACAGCCCACACUUUACAAAACCUUGGCCAUGGAAUUUGGCAGCAAACGCACUGCCUAGUGGUGGCGGGGGUGGCGGCGCUGCCAUCAAAAACUCUGGUUGGUGUGGCUUUUCCGUGCAUGCGCAUAUGCCUUAAAGUAGUGUAACGGCCUGCAUUUAGCAAAACUGCAACUAGCUUGUGGGAAGUGAGCACACAGCUCUCCUCCCGUACCACUUUAUGAAGCAGUUCUCAGGUACAGUUCACAAAAAGGGUUUUGUUUAUAUUUUUCAUGUCUAAAAUGGUGUUGUUGCUCACAAUCAUUGGAAAUAAAUGUUAAAAAAACCUG